GGCAGCGGGGGGAGCGGCGGAGGCGGCGCCGCGGCAGCGCCAUGGCCAAGUGGGGCCAGGGGGACCCGCGCUGGAUCGUGGAGGAGCGGGCGGACGCCACCAACGUGAACAACUGGCACUGGACGGAGCGGGACGCGACCAGCUGGUCCAAGAGGAAGCUGAAGGAGGUGCUGGAGGGGCUGGUGGUGGAGGGCGAGGCCGGGCGCUGCGAGAUCGGCGACCUCAAACACGUGGAGGGCGAAGCGUCCUGCAACAGCCGCAAGGGGAAGCUCAUCUUCUUCUACGAGUGGAACCUGCGCCUCAGCUGGAAAGGUACAGUGAAAGAGUCUGGUGAGAAACAUAAGGGAUCUGUUGAAAUUCCUAACCUGUCAGAAGAAAAUGAGGUAGAUGAUACAGAGAUAAAUGUUAGCAAGAAGAAAGGGGAAGGUGAUGUCCUGAAGGAGCUGAUGAGAACUGAAGGAACCACCAAAGUCAGAGAGGCCCUGAGGGACUACCUGAAAGCACUUAAAACAGAGUUCACCUUGGGAAUGAUUCUGCCCACAAAAGCUGCUGCUGUAGGUCAGGACCUGGCCACAGAGCGCAAACCAGGCGGGAGCCCUGUGCAGGACUCUGUUACACCACAGGCUCUGGAUAUGGUGGGAGUAAAAAUUCCAACAGUGAGGAUACACAUGAGGGAAGUCUUCAACUCUCCAGCUGAUGAACUGUACAGCAUCUUCACAAAGAAGGAAUUGGUACAGAAAUUCUCCAAGUGCCCAGCUGUGAUUGAAGCAGAGAAAGGAGGCAAACUCCAGAUGUUUGAGGGCUGUGUCAGUGGUGAAUACACAGAACUGGUGCCAAGCCAAAGACUUGUCCUGAAGUGGAGGUGUAGGAGCUGGCCUGAGGAACAUUAUGCAACUGUGGCCUUGACCUUCCAGGACCUGGCAGCUCAGUCGGAGCUGGAGCUGGAGUGCAAAGGGGUUCCUGUCUCCCACGAAGAGAGUACAAGACAAUGCUGGAAGAAGCAAUAUUUUGAAGAAAUACAUCUUUUACUGCAGCAAUCAAAAGACAGCAUGGAAUGAUAACAGCACUGUAGUUUUGUUAGGGCAUUACUUUUUAUACUUUGUUAACAUUUGGUUUUCUAAAAAAAGAAAAAAUAUAAUUUAUUUGUGGGAAGAAUAAAGACCCACUUCUAUGAGACUGUACAUAGUUUAAGCACUAUUUAUGGGUUUUUAGGGAAUGAGAGGCAAGUCAGACUGUACAUCAACAGCUUUACCUGGGGACAGUGAUCUCUGUUCUGCUUGCCUGGAACUUGAGAGUGAUAAUGAUCCAGUUGCAGUGAGCCCUGCCUUCAGAGGUAGGUGAGCUACACCAUCAACAGAAGCAUUUCCAGUUCCUUACUGUUCAGUGUAUCAAGUGGCAGAAUGAAAUCCCUGUAGGAGACGGAGUUCCCAGCAGAGGUGAGCUGCAAGGGAUUACAAAACUGCUGAUCCAUUUCAAGAAUUGGGGGUGUCAUUUACAGUCUCUGUGGAAUACUUGCUAGGUGCUUUUAACUGCAGACCGUUUGCAGCUGCAGUGUUAGGGAAGAUAAUUAACAAUGUCAUGUAAUUAUUAGGUCUGCAUGCACUGUACUCCCUCCCUUGACCUUGGUGUGACAUUUAUUUAGGAAGAAACAAACAGUAGUAGUGCUUUCUUUCUGCAGUUCUGUAAAACCUUCCACUGAAAUGAUUCACAGCCCUCUGCAAUGCUGUACCUCAAAGAGAACAACUGUAAAGAGAAUUUUGACAGGAACAGAUUGUAAUUCCUAAUACAAGCAUCUCGAGGUGAGCAAGGAUGACUUAAGUCUCAGAUGCUUUAUAAAUAAAGUGUGCAAAUGAAAUAUGCAAUCUGAAACAAUCUGACCACAACAGGGCAGGCUGCUUUUGGAAAACAUGCUUGGCUCAAUAAAAAUAUGACUUUACAUCAA
This is a messenger RNA of Melospiza melodia melodia, 1942 nucleotides long. RefSeq names its product activator of 90 kDa heat shock protein ATPase homolog 2-like. Gene Ontology annotation, biological process: protein folding; positive regulation of ATP-dependent activity. Gene Ontology annotation, cellular component: cytosol. Gene Ontology annotation, molecular function: ATPase activator activity; protein-folding chaperone binding. The coding region runs from base 42 to 1058 and encodes 338 amino acids. The transcript has 9 exons. The record is from RefSeq and is a predicted model, not a curated record. Lineage: Eukaryota; Metazoa; Chordata; Aves; Passeriformes; Passerellidae.